This is a messenger RNA of Batrachochytrium dendrobatidis JAM81, 1527 nucleotides long. RefSeq lists its product as uncharacterized. Gene Ontology annotation, molecular function: TBP-class protein binding; RNA polymerase II general transcription initiation factor activity. The transcript has 3 exons. Gene Ontology annotation, biological process: transcription initiation at RNA polymerase II promoter; transcription preinitiation complex assembly. Gene Ontology annotation, cellular component: nucleus; transcription preinitiation complex. NCBI's taxonomy places the organism in Eukaryota, Fungi, Chytridiomycota, Chytridiomycetes, Rhizophydiales. Bases 1 to 1527 code for a protein of 508 amino acids. The record is from RefSeq and is a predicted model, not a curated record.
AUGAAGAACAAUGCUGCAUGCUGUUCAACUCCAUCUAUUGUCACAGUAGACGAUUCUAGUACUGUAUGUUCCAACUGCGGUGUGGUUGCUGGCGAAUGUUCUCUUCUUAGUGGAGCGGAUGCAGAGUACAUUGAAAACGGAUCAUUGCAUAAUGUCAUGAUGAAUAAUAGAAAUGCCAAUACGAAUGACCAUACAAAUAUGGCUUACAAGUCUACGUUGACUUAUGGUUUCAAGGUUGGCAAGUGGUCCAAUGGAGAUGAGCAAUUAUCACACCUUUUUGGAGUUCUCAAAGGUGUUUUACAAGGACUUCAACUGCCCAUGAGUCUUAAAGAUCAAACUAUGGCUUACUUCUCACUGGUUGCUGAAAGGCUUGAACUUACUUUGGGACCAAAAGCCAAAACUUGUUUAUCAGUAUGUCUUUAUAUUGUUCUUCAGCAAUGCCGGAUUGUUCGAACUCUAUCCGAAGUAUUGUUUCAAUUCAACAUUUGCAUUGAUCGAUUCUCGGCAAUCUAUUUUAAAAUCACUGGAAUUCUUGCUGUUCAAUUGCCUGAAGCUGAUAUCAGAAUCUUUCUUCCGCGGCUCUGUCUUGCUGUUUAUCCUUUAGAUUUGGCCAAUCGGACUCGUCUUGAAUCACUUGCGUCAACCGUUUUGAAUAUAGCCAAACACGCAUGGCUUGAUGUGGGACGUAAAGAGUCGUCUAUUCAAGCAUCUACAAUUCUCGCAGCCUAUGAAGCUAUGAAAUCAAACUCAUGUUCAUUGAGAAUCGUCAAUCUGGUGUCAAGUGCAGCGGGAUGCAACCCUAAUUUAGCCAAACUUCGACUCCGAGAGUUUAAACAGCAUAUACUAAAGUAUGCACACCACAUGCCAUAUUUUUCUCAUGUUACAAAGUUUAAUUUGCACAAGUAUUUAAUAGAUAUACUUGACAAGGCAAGCGAUAUCAUUCAGGUAAUAGAUCAUCCGAUUUCUGAAGAUGGUACGCAGAGGAUUCAAGAGUGUACCAACACACAUACAGCCAUUUCAUCCAUUCACACCUCCACAGUUCAAGACGUGUCUGUAAUGGAUUCAACAUUACAUGUGUCAAACCCACAGACAUUGGAAUGUUUGGAUGCAUUAUCGAAUGAAACCUCGACUACACAAGCAGAUCUGACAUGUGCGAAUGCCUCGUGUUCUAGCCCUUCUACACGGUUUAAACUUGAUCCACAGUGCGAUACAGAACAAACUGCCAUAGUAUCACGAGGAUCUCGUAAACGCACUGCUGAAGAUCUCGGUCCACCUUCAUAUAUAAAAGCUGUCCAUCAGCGUGCGAAUAUGACAGAUCGAAUUGAGCGGGCCAAAAGACGGAUGCUCAUGCAACCCGAUAGAGAUAGUGAACAGAUGGAUUCUUGUGUGGAUCAAGUAGAUCAACUUAUUGAAGUACUUUUAAAAGAAGGAGUGCUUGAAGCAGAUAUUUUGAAUUAUCCAGUGAAACGAAAUUCAAUAGGAAUGAUGACUAUGGGAGGAAGAGAGCUUGGUUCAUUCAAAGAGUAA